GCUGAGGAUUUUUGGGAAAACAAUCCUUUGUUUAUACAUCCAAAGGCGUCUGGAGCCAUGCCACCGAGAAAGAGCAAAGAUAAAGAGGAAAGGGAUGCAGACUACAAAGAUGAAUUGGCGAAGUCAUGUAAUGUGAUUAGAGACUUGACUGAACACUUUGAGAUAUCGUGCAGAGAGCAGGCCCAAGAUAUUCAGAAAAUUGUUGAGAGACAAGCAGAAUCCUCUAGACAGCAUAAUGAGGCAAUGAGACAAUGUAUGGUUAAAUGGAGAUGGAUUUUCGAAGAAGGCACUAGGGUGAUAUGUGAAACUAGAGAGGAGAGUCGCAGAACAUUGUAUAUUCUGCCAAGUAGGAGGGGAAAUGUGGGUCCUUAUCAUCAACCCCAUCCAAGGGACUUUUUCCAGCCACAAGUUCCACCAGCCCAACCAGUACAGUGUGGUCUGCAAAAUCAACUAGCUCAACUAUUCAAUAGAGAUCAGCUAAUAGAUCUGGUACAGGAAACCUAUGGACCAGCCUUGAGGCCAUUGGUACAUUCAACCUACAGGAAGCCUUAUCCAAACGUCAUUGAUCAUGAAAAUCCUUUUCCAAGGGGUUUUAAAGUGCUUGAGUUCACUCUAUUUUCUGGUGAGGCUGCCUACCUCAAAAUUCAGUCUACUCUUGGAGGCAAAUGGAGGACUUGUUUCAUAUCCAAUUCUAUCAUUGUGAACUGGAAGUGUCUAUGGCAAACUUGUCUAGACUUGUCUAAGGCAGACUUGUCUAGGUUAGCCAAAAAGCCUGGAGAGUCGCCUGAGGCAUUCCUUGCUAGUGACCCUAAUUUUGAUCUUGAUGUGGUCGAGGUGGUUACAGACAAGCCUGUUGUUUGUCCAAACCUUGUCAGACCAACUCACCAACCUGAGAUGUCUGUGAGACGUUAUGUUAGUGAGGCUGAAAAACAGUAUACUUUUGAUGUGUCAAAACCUAGUGAUAUAUUCGACCACCUUAAAAAGAGUGAUCCUUUUACAGCUGUGUCUGUUGGCGUGAAUGUUGCAAACCUAAGGAGUGUUGCCAGAAAUUAUAGUCUGCCUUAUGCUCAAAGGAACCUUGCUGCUGACUACCUGAGGUUCAUUGUGAUUAGGAACUUCAACCCAGAAAGUACCAGGCCUCACUCAACUGGUACUAGAUCUCCAAGAAUGGUUAAACCACCACUCAGGUCACCGUCCAAACAAUGGGAGAAAGUCGGUCAGCUGAAGUUUCCAACCCAGAAUCCCAAAACCUUGAGGUGCAGACUACAGCACAAGAGGGUUGAAGAGCAGAAAAGGCAACAGAAGCAGGUGGAGGCUGAGGGAAGUUCAUUUCGCAAACCAUGCCAACCUAUCAAAAGGAACAUGGUGUGGGUGAGAAAAGAGAAAAAAGAGAUUGUAACCCAAACUUUAUUGGAGGGAGAUGACCAAUCUCCAGUUUCUCCAAAUGUGGCAUUUGUCAUUGUUAAGGUGGUGUCUGCAGAUGAUAAGUGUUUUUCAGCUAAUACCGAUCUGGUGGAGGCUAGGUAUUAUGAAGAAGCAAUUGGGACCAUUUGGUUUUUUGGGAUGGAUAGACAUAGGAAGCCAAUUGGGAUAACAACAUGCAGCAGACCGUCAUUGUCUAAGCAUGUCGUAGAGGAACAAGCUCGCCUGGGAACAGAAAAAGAAAAGGCUGUGUUGGAGAUAACAAAGAAAUUAGCGGCUUACUUUGCUGAAAAAGCAGUUCAAGUAGACAGAUCUGAAAUUGUUCAUGAAGGUGAGGAGCCAGACCAGGGUGAUAAAAUAACUUUGGAGGAGCUAGAUCUUGCCCCAGCCAAGUUGGAUGAUCUAAAAGCUGAAGUUCAAGACCCAUUGGAGGAGAUCAAUCUUGGGUCUGAAAACGUUCCAAACACAGCCUUUCGAUGCUCAGGUGCUGUUGGAACUUUUGAGUGGGUUGUAAUACCUUUUGGUUUGAAGAAUGCUAGAGCCACCUACCAAAGAGCCAUGAAUGUAAUUUUUCAUGAUAUGAUUGGUAAAUUCAUAAAAAUCUACAUUGAUAAUGUUGUGGUCAAGUCACACAGGGAAGAAGACCACCUGGUCCAUUUGAGGAAGGCUUUUGAGCGGAUGAGGCAACAUGGCUUGAAAAUGAACCCACUAAAGUGUGCCUUUAUAGUGUCUGUAGGUAAUUUCCUUGGGUACUUGGUGCAUGAGCGUGGUCUGGAGGUUGACAAGAACAAAGCCAGGGCUGUGAUUGAGGCAAGACCACCAUAGAAUAAGGAGUUGCAAAGGUUUCUUGGCCAAGUUAAUUUCUUAAGACGUUUCAUUUCUAACUUGGCUGGGAAAACCAGAGUCUUUUCUCCUCUAUUGAAACUCAAGUCUGAGUCGAAUUUUAAGUGGGAAGAACAACACCAGUCUACCUUUGAUACAAUAAAGCGGUACUUAUGCA
This is a messenger RNA of Rubroshorea leprosula, 2422 nucleotides long. The record is from the annotation of a GenBank genome assembly. NCBI's taxonomy places the organism in Eukaryota, Viridiplantae, Streptophyta, Magnoliopsida, Malvales, Dipterocarpaceae.